Messenger RNA from Annulohypoxylon maeteangense, 1342 nucleotides. RefSeq lists its product as uncharacterized. The transcript is spliced from 2 exons. NCBI's taxonomy places the organism in Eukaryota, Fungi, Ascomycota, Sordariomycetes, Xylariales, Hypoxylaceae. The coding region runs from base 178 to 1272 and encodes 364 amino acids. The record is from RefSeq and is a predicted model, not a curated record.
CACACCUGUUCAGUAGUGCGAUAAUACUUGCUACGUAAUGUAGUUGCGAGCUUUCAAAGAAUCUUUAUUGGACAUCAUUUGUUCCUACAAACUCUUUCUAUACAACAUUUACCCGUCCGUUUAAGUCAUUGGAGUAAUUAUACUAUUUCUUAGCCAUGAUAUAGCCUGUAUUCCAUCAUGGCCAGCAACAACGUCCUCUCUCUAUUGGGAUGGACAUUCCUCCCAAAUCUUGCAACAGGUUGGGUGCAGUCUAUCUACUAUGGCAUAACAAUCCGUGCGGGCGACCGCAAGCCCGCGCCUGGUACACCCCGCUAUAUUGAGCACCGUCGCCGUAUCCACAUCCUUGUCGUAUCGUUGUAUCUACUCUACACCAUUUACGAAGCCGAUUAUGAGAUGCGCCGCGCCUCAGACUACUACGCCGACCUCGGUAUUUCCUUCUCCGCCUCCGAGCGCGACAUCAAGAGCCGCUUUCGCCGUCUCGCUGCCCUCCACCAUCCGGAUAAGCUGAUGAGCUCUGGAACCGCCGAUGGGACUGAAGGAGAUUUCUUCAUGCAUCUUAAGACAGCCUCCGACACCCUCGUUGACCCCGCUCGACGUUUCGCAUACGAACGCUUCGGUCCCGACGUUGUGAGCUGGAAACAUUGCCUUACCGUGCACGAUUACGUCGUCCGUGGUGCUCAGGUCUUGAUACCCUACUAUGGCUUCGCCGCUGUAGCUAUGUACGUGCUGGGGCUCUUGGGCUACCUUGACUGGGGACGAUACUGGCGAUGGUUGACGUUAAUCGUGUUAUGCGUCUUUGAGCUGCACACCGUCACGCGCCCAUCUUUCCCUCGCUUCCUAGAUAACCUUGUGAACCCACUUCUCACGCGCUUUACCACCCACCCGCCUUACCUACCAUUCCAAGUCAUUUCCCUCGCGCGCAAGUUGAGUAUUACGUUAUACAUAGCCUUUUCGCAAAUAGGCCCAUUACUGCAACCUCCAGACCAGCGGGGAAAGAAGCCGGGCGAGGCGUCGGAGAAGCAGUUGUUACAGAAUAUAGACAGGCUUGAGCACACGGCGCGCAGCAUGGAUGUUGAUGUGACGCGGCUCAUGGAAUUGGAGAUGGCGCCCUUUGCCGGCGACCCUGAGGUGAUAAGCACCAUGCGAAUGAAGCUCAAGGAAUGGCUUGUUCAGAACACGAUCCGGGCUGAUCCAAUGGUGAAAGACGCUUUGGGGCGAUCGUUUCAGAAGCGGAGAGUAGACGCGCCUGCUGGGGCUAAGGGUAAUAGGUGAUGAAGCAUAAGUCGAGUAUUCACUUAGUUAGCGAUUGUACACAUGAAUCUACAUGAUUGAUUUACUGCCA